UUCUCUGUGUGUACCGUUGCUCGGGUCGGGCACGUUUACGUUGGUGCGGUUGUAAAUCCUGGGUUUAUAUAUUCAGAAAUAUUCGGACGCGGAGAGAAUAUUAACGGUUGCCGGUGAAACCCGCGGUGCGGUGGCGAGUAUCAGCGCGUUCGGUGAGCAGUACAGGCCGGUGCUGGACGGUAAGAUGGCGGGGUGCAGCGGGCCGGCGGUAGCCCGGCUGGAGGGCCGCGAGUUUGAGUACAUGAUGAAGAAGCGCUCGGUGACCGUGGGUCGGAACUCCUCUCAGGGCUGCGUGGACGUGAGUAUGGGUCACUCCAGCUUCAUCUCCCGCACCCACCUGGAGAUCUUCACCGCCGGGGAGCAGCACGAAGCUGGGGCUGGAUCUGGUACCGGAACCGGGCCCGAGUUCUACCUGCGGUGUCUGGGUAAAAACGGCGUGUUUGUGGACGGAGUGUUUCUCCGGAGAGGAGCACCUCCACUCCAGCUACCGCAAAUGUGCACCUUUCGCUUCCCCAGUACGACCAUAAAGAUCACGUUCACGGCGCUGACCAGCGUAAAGAAGGAGCCGAAGAGCGCCGAGUCUCUGGUGAAGUCGGUGCAGCCGCAGAUCUCCCCUCUGUCCAUCAACAUCCCGGAUAACAUCUCUCACCUCAUGAGCCCUCUGCCCUCGCCCACCGGGACCAUCAGUGCUGCUAACUCGUGUCCAUCCAGUCCUCGCGGCGCCGGAUCUUCAGGCUACAGGAUGGGUCGCUUCGUUUCCUCAGACCUGCACCUCAUCAACGACAACUCUCAGUCAGAGAACGACAAAGAGGCGUCCGAAGGAGACAGUCCCAAAGACGACUCCAAGCCUCCGUACUCUUACGCUCAGCUAAUCGUGCAGGCCAUCACUCUCGCACCGGACAAGCAGCUCACGCUCAACGGCAUCUACACACACAUCACCAAGAACUACCCCUACUACAGGAGCUCCGAUAAAGGCUGGCAGAACUCGAUCAGACACAACCUAUCUCUGAACCGCUACUUCAUCAAGGUUCCACGCUCCACCGAAGAACCGGGCAAGGGCUCGUUCUGGAGGAUAGACCCGCUGUCGGAGAGCAAGCUCAUCGAGCAGGCCUUCAGGAAACGCCGACCCCGGGGCGUGCCCUGCUUCAGGACCCCACUGGGACCCCUGUCGUCAAGGAGCGCCCCUGCCUCGCCCAGCCACUCGGGCAUCCUCUCCGCCCAUUCCAGUGGCCUUCAGACCCCUGACAGCCUAUCACGCGAGGGAUCACCCGUUCCCAUGGAGGCAGAUUCCACACCCACCCCGCCCACCGUCGCCACCGCCGCCGUGCAGCCCAAACUGGCCGUGAUUCAGGAGGCUCACCUAGCACAGGCUACACCAGGUUCUCCAGCGAGCACGGCGCCGGUGUUGAUAGCGGUCCAGAGACCCGUCGUGUUCUCCUCAUCCUCCACCUCUUCAGCUCAGACUCUGAUGCAGACGCUGCACGUGCUCCAUCAGAUCCCGGUCACCGCCACUAAAGUGCACCAUGCCUUGGCCGCCGCCGCCGCCGCCGCCGCCGUGCCCCAGUCUCAGGAGAACGGAGCGGCGCACUCGGAGACCAAAGUGAAAGUGGAACCCGUUCCCACCAUCACCCACACGUCCAUGGGCUCGGUCAAUCGAAUCAUCCAGAGCACGGCGGCCACGCCCCUUCAGACGGUCACCAUAGUGCAGCAAGCCCCGCUGGGUCAGCACCAACUGCCCAUCAAGACCAUAACACAGAACGGCACCCACAUGGUGCCCAUCGCCAUGGCCAUGCCAGGCCAUGUCAAUUCUGUCUCCAGCCCUCUGCAUCUGUUAGCAGCUCACGCAUCCGUAUCUGCGUCUCUACCCACCAAGCGACAGAACGGCGAGACCAACGAGCCCGACAGUAAACGAGUGAAAACGGAAGAUCAGCAGCCGUCUAGUACCAACCCCGAGCCUAACGGGAGCACGAACACGCCCACCGCCGUCAAUCACGACUGAGCAUUACCACAGAACACCCCCCUCCCCCCCCCCCCCCCCCCCCCGUUCCUCCUCCUCCUCCUCCUUACUAUUUAUCUCCUACCAGACUGUCUCUGUCACUCUCUCUGUAUGUCUCUCGACCGCUCUGCUGUCUGUGCCAUAGGAAGCAGCAAGAGAACGUCAGAACCGGGAAAGUUUUGACCUUUUCUCUGUUGUACAUGGAUGUAUGUCCCAAAUUUCAUAAACAAUAACUAAGAAACGUUUCCCUGUACCCCAGAAAACCCUUCACUCAAAACUUAAUAUACUGGGAGUCUGGAAGUCAAUUCAUGUUAAACCUACACUCGUAUUUCAUUUAAAUUCUAAACUACAUCAGUUUCCUUCUGUUUUUUCUCAAUCUGUGUAACUGGAUAGAAAAUCCGUCGUGUAUUUUUGUUAGGAUUAAUAAACUGAAUUGAUUUUG
Molecule: messenger RNA, 2438 nt
Organism: Trichomycterus rosablanca
Lineage: Eukaryota; Metazoa; Chordata; Actinopteri; Siluriformes; Trichomycteridae
Product: forkhead box protein K2-like
Exons: 9
Coding region: 185-1999 (604 amino acids)
Biological process (GO): regulation of transcription by RNA polymerase II
Molecular function (GO): RNA polymerase II cis-regulatory region sequence-specific DNA binding; DNA-binding transcription factor activity, RNA polymerase II-specific; protein binding
Source: RefSeq, a predicted model, not a curated record